AUGCGCAUCACCAGCCUGUUCGCCCUCCUCCCGCUUAUCGCAGCGACCUCUUCUCUCCGAGGGCGUCAAGAAGGACCCUCAGCCCUGGAUGACCCGUGUACAAGCGCUUGUGAUGAUCAGGCGGAGCAACAGAUGGCUAGUACCGGAUGCGGUGAAGACGGAGCCUGUCUGUGUCAGAACCAGACGUACCUCCAGUCCAUCUACGCCUGCCUUGCUAAGGAGUGCCCCGCGGACAAGGUCGAAGCCAUGAAGGCCGAGUUCCAGGAAACCUGCGCCGCAAUCAUCGCGAUUGGCGAGGAUGAUGACGAGUCCUCGAGUAGCAUCUCCAGCGGUCUCAGCUCGAUCUCCUCAGCGGUGGCUUCUCGCUCGGUCUCUGCCUCUUCAGCUGUGCGCAGCAGCGCUUCCGCCACUCCGACAUCUUCCGGCGCGCUCGCGUCUUUGAGCAGCGUGGCUUCGUCCGCUUCAGGUGCCGUCUCAUCCGUUAGGAACAGCGCGAGCUCCGAUGCUGCAUCGGCGUCUUCCAGCGCUUGGGCGGUCCCCACUGCUGCAGCAGGUAUCAUGGGCGUGGUCCUCGCCGCGGUAGGCGCCGUGGCCGCUGUCUAA
This is a messenger RNA of Dioszegia hungarica, 603 nucleotides long. RefSeq lists its product as uncharacterized. NCBI's taxonomy places the organism in Eukaryota, Fungi, Basidiomycota, Tremellomycetes, Tremellales, Bulleribasidiaceae. The coding region runs from base 1 to 603 and encodes 200 amino acids. The transcript is spliced from 5 exons. The record is from RefSeq and is a predicted model, not a curated record.